ACCGGGUCGGGCGCGGGCCAUGGAGCGGAGCGCGAGCAAGGAGCUCGCCCUGGCCCCGCUGCAGGACUGGGGCGAGGAGACGGAGGACGGGGCGGUGUACAGCGUCUCCCUCCGGCGCCAGCGCAGCCAGCGGGGGAGCCCGGAGCAGGGCCCGGGGGGCGGCCAGAUCUCCAGCCCCGCACCCGCCGACGCCUUCCUGCAUUACCGCACCAGCAAAGUGCGCGCGCUCCGGGCAGCACAGCUGGAUCGGCUGGUUCGUGAGCUGGUGUUGGGGGACCGGGAGCAGGACCCCAGCUUUGUGCCCGCCUUCCUGGCCACCCACCGCGCCUUCGUGCCCACCAGCCGCCUGCUGGGCCUCCUCCUGCCAUCACCCCCGGGGCCAACGCUCAGGCACAUGGCGAAGCCUGAGGAUGGCGGCGAUCCGGCUUUCAACAGGGACCUCAGGUCGGUGGUGUCCGUGCUGGGUUCCUGGCUCCAGGACCAUCCUCGGGAUUUCUGGGACCCACCUGCUUACCCCGACCUCAGCAGCAUCUGCACCUUUCUGGGCUGGGCAGCCCCAGGGGGUCCCGAGGCCCAGCAGGCGGAGAAGUUGCGCAGAGAUUUCCUGGAGGCCGAAGAACUCAAAAAAGACCAGCAGCCUCUUCACCAAGCCUGGGGAGGAGGCUCUCUGGGUGCUGCUGCCCAGAACCCCAGAUCAGACACCCAGGAAGACUGCCGGGAAGAGGAGGAGGAGGAGGAUGAAGUGGGUCAGGAAGGCCCUGAGCUGCUGGACUUCAGUGUGGACGAAGUGGCCGAGCAGCUGACCCUGCUGGACGCGGAGCUCUUCUCCCGCGUGCGGCCCUGGGAAUGCCUGGGCUCCGUGUGGUCGCAGCGGGACAGGCCCGGAGCUGCGGGCAGCGCCCCCACGGUGCGCGCCACAGUGACCCAGUUCAACACGGUGACGGGCUGCGUGCUGGGCUCCGUGCUGGGGGAGCCGGGCCUGGCCGCCCCGCAGCGCGCGCAGAGGCUGGAGAAGUGGAUCCGCAUUGCGCAGCGUUGCCGGGAACUUCGCAACUUCUCAUCCUUGCGGGCCAUCCUCUCUGCACUCCAGUCCAACCCCAUCUACAGGCUUAAGCGCAGCUGGGGGGCUGUGAGCCGGGAACCUCUGUCCACCUUCAGGAAACUCUCCCAGAUUUUUUCAGAUGAAAACAAUCACCUUAGCAGCCGGGAAAUUCUCUCCCAGGAGGAAGCUUCUGAGGGCCCCCAAGAGGAAAACCCACCUUCCGGAAACCCAACCACAACGCUGCCACCAGGCCCCGUGCCCUACCUUGGCACCUUCCUCACCGACCUGGUCAUGCUGGAUACAGCCCUGCCGGAUAUGCUGGAGGGGGACCUCAUCAACUUCGAGAAGAGGAGAAAGGAAUGGGAGGUGCUGGCCCGCAUCCAGCAGCUGCAGAGACGCUGUGGCCUUUACUGCCUGACCCCGAAACCUGAGGUGCUGGCCGCCCUGCGCUCCCAGAGGCAGCUGAGCGAAGAGCAGAGCUACCGGGUCUCGAGGGUCAUCGAGCCCCCCGCCGCCUCCUGCCCAAGCUCCCCACGCGUGCGGAGGCGCAUCAGCCUCACCAAGCGCCUCAGUGCGAAGCUGUCAAGAGAACGAGGCUCUCCGCCCGCUGGGAGCCCCGGGGAGCCGCCGUCCCCCACCUCCAGUCUGUCACCAGGGUCCCCUCCUUCCAGUCCGAGAAGCAGGGACCCUCCUCCAGGCAGUCCUCCAGCCUCUCCAGGACCUCAGCUCCCCAGCUUUAAGCUGCCUCUGAGCUCGGAGCUGACAGGUCCCAGACCCCUGAGCAGCCAGGCCUUGCCACUCCCUGGGCAGCCGGGCGCCGAGGCCCGCGUCAUCCGUGUCAGCAUUGAUAAUGACCACGGGAACCUGUACCGGAGUAUCCUGCUCACCAGCCAGGAUAAGGCGCCCAGCGUGGUUCAGAGAGCCCUGGAGAAGCACAACGUUGCCCAGCCGAAGCCCCGAGACUACCAGCUGUUUCAGGUCCUUCCAGGGGACAAGGUGCUCCUGAUCCCCGACAAUGCCAAUGUCUUCUACGCUAUGAGCCCGGCUGCACCUGGAGACUUCGUGUUGCGGCGAAGAGGGGGUGCCAUCUCCCCGACCUGAGCUGUUCCCCAAGGCAACUUCCCUCUGGCCCCAGACAAUAAGAAGUUGUUCUCUUCCCCCAAAAAAACUUCUGCUUCCCAUGAGAGCUCUUUGUACCCUGUGUCCUAUGACCUAUGACCCGUGCAUCUUCAGUUCAUUGAAAAAUCCCUCCCUCUGGUCCUUAUGGAACUGGAUCCUGAUUCCAAAGAUUUCCCAGUCACCCCUGAAAAUUUCUAUCCUUAAAAAGAAGGAAAGGAAAAACUAAAAAGAAGGAAAGGGAUAUUGUAGGGGUCAUAUUUCUUUCCAGAAAAAUCAUGUAUCUUCCAAAGACACUGAAAUAAAUGGAAAUUGUGUCCAACAUUUAUCUAUCAAACAA
This is a messenger RNA of Suncus etruscus (white-toothed pygmy shrew), 2498 nucleotides long. RefSeq names its product ral guanine nucleotide dissociation stimulator like 3 (gene RGL3). Gene Ontology annotation, molecular function: guanyl-nucleotide exchange factor activity. Gene Ontology annotation, biological process: Ras protein signal transduction; positive regulation of GTPase activity. The record is from RefSeq and is a predicted model, not a curated record. Gene Ontology annotation, cellular component: plasma membrane. The coding region runs from base 20 to 2143 and encodes 707 amino acids. The transcript is spliced from 19 exons. NCBI's taxonomy places the organism in Eukaryota, Metazoa, Chordata, Mammalia, Eulipotyphla, Soricidae.